Messenger RNA from Colias croceus (clouded yellow), 896 nucleotides. RefSeq lists its product as uncharacterized. The transcript is spliced from 2 exons. Lineage: Eukaryota; Metazoa; Arthropoda; Insecta; Lepidoptera; Pieridae. The record is from RefSeq and is a predicted model, not a curated record. The coding region runs from base 42 to 356 and encodes 104 amino acids.
UAAAUUAGCAGAAAAUUUGUUUUAUUUUUUUUUUUCGAAGAAUGCUCCAUUUCCUUCAACUACAACCAAGUCAAUUCAGAACCACGACAGCGGUCUUCAUAAUGGAUUUUGUCGGGAAGCAUCCGAGACUAAUCCACAAGAAUUUCUCCUACAAACGUCAACGAGUGAACAAGAAUGGAGUGACUGUGUGGUAUUGUUCCAAACGGAAAUUUGGAUGUAAGGCGUAUGCUAAUACCUGGGGUGAGAAGCUGCUAGCUGCGUCUCCUCAUGACCAUGAUCCUCCAAUACAAUGGGAUAUGGAUAAACUUCAGUGUAAUAUGCUGGAACAGGAUAAGCCUGAAGAUACUUUUGACUAACAUAAAAGUAUAUAAGUCCCAUGUCCCCUAGUGGGGUAAGGGGCAGAUGCAUGAUGCAUACAUCUGAUCGAUUUUCUUUAGAAACAAGUAAGUGAUCAGCUUUCUGUGUCCUGUCAAACCGAGACAUUUUUUUUCUUCGUCUCCACCGGGAAUCGAACCUAGGUCCCAUCGAUUCAACGCUCACGCGUUAACCACUUUACCAAGGAGGCGGUCAUUAGGAUAAUAAAAAGUGGACUAAUUGUUUCACCAAGCUUUAUACGUCCAUGAUCUGCUUUUUCAUUUAGACUUCUAGAUACUAAAAUUGUGGGGCAUAAUGCUAUUAUUAAAAUAUUAUAAUCAAUUUUGUCAAUAGCAUUUUAAAUACUACAGUUCGUAAAUGUAACGCAAUUAAUUUGUUUAUGACUAGUUUUCGUCACCUUAGGAAUAAUUUAGAAUGUAUUUUAGGAAUUUUGACAUCACAUAUAUGUAUAUGUAUAUAUUCACUUUAAACCGUAUUUGUUUAGGUUGUUUAAAUUUAAAUAAAUAUACUUUCUUUCUAAA